Molecule: messenger RNA, 910 nt
Organism: Coccinella septempunctata (seven-spotted ladybird)
Lineage: Eukaryota; Metazoa; Arthropoda; Insecta; Coleoptera; Coccinellidae
Gene: Atp6v0b
Product: V-type proton ATPase 21 kDa proteolipid subunit-like
Exons: 6
Coding region: 143-769 (208 amino acids)
Biological process (GO): proton transmembrane transport
Cellular component (GO): proton-transporting V-type ATPase, V0 domain
Molecular function (GO): proton-transporting ATPase activity, rotational mechanism
Source: RefSeq, a predicted model, not a curated record
AAGGAGAUGUUCUGUGGAGAACCCCUCCAAAUGUGGUCCACUUUUUAAUUUUGACGUUUCAAAAUCAAACAGCAGUGGUCACGAGUUCAUGAAAACUUCUAACAUUCGGAAUUAUUUAGUUCAUUAAUUAAAAAAAAAUAAAAUGCAGUUAAGAUACGCCCUACUUUCUACAUUCAGCAUACUGACCACGUCUGUCUUAACUAUUUUAGUACUAUAUUAUGUUCUAAGUGGUAAAGGAGAACAGAUAAGCUUUGCAUGGUUCCUCACAGAAACAUCCCCCUAUAUGUGGGGCGCUAUAGGUAUCGGAUUGUCAGUCGCAUUAUCUGUUGUUGGGGCUGCAAUGGGUAUUCACACAACAGGAGUUAGUAUUGUAGGAGCAGGAGUUAAAGCUCCUAGGAUAAAAACUAAGAAUUUAAUUUCUAUAAUUUUUUGCGAGGCUGUUGCCAUUUAUGGUCUGAUUUUAGCUAUUGUGUUAUCAAGUAAUUUCAUCGAAAUGACGCAGAAAACCUGGGAUGAUGAAGCAUUGAGGGCCAAGAAUAUAAUUGCUGCCCAUAUAAUAUUUGGAGCAGGUUUGACUGUUGGCUUUGUUAACUUAUUCUGUGGACUUUGUGUAGGUAUUGUCGGAUCUGGGGCUGCAAUUGCUGAUGCUGCCAAUGCUUCACUUUUUGUUAAAAUUCUAAUCAUCGAGAUUUUCGGCAGUGCUAUCGGUCUAUUUGGUCUGAUUGUUGGUAUUUAUUUGACAUCUAAAGGGUCCAUGGGCAACAAUUAAUAAUUACCCGUUUGUAAAUUUUUGUUAAUAGAGAACUAUUAUAGCUUUAUUAUAAUUUUGAAUGUGUAGUCACUGAUUCCACUUAUUGUAUAAUACAAUAUUGUAAAGUUACAAGUUGCCAAUAAAGUAUUUUAAAUUUAA